AUGAACCCAAAAGUAAGCCACCUACCUAUCAGCCAAUCGACCAACUUACUAAUCUACGUACCAACUGAAUCAACAGAAACGGAGUUUGGGGCUAUUCAAGGAGCUCCAAGAGGAACUCGCUGCGUGGCAGUGCUGCUACUGCCAUUCGGGUAUAUGGCUCCACGUCACCAAGGUCACCUCCGCGAGCCCCUCUUUCUACGUGUUGGAAUGUUGGAUGUGGGAUCCGUGUUUCGGAGCGCGCUCCACUCAGCCCAGGUGCAUGGCCUGCAGCACGAGGUGCUGACUGGAGAGGAGCUGAACAGGCGGUUCCCGGCAUACCGGGUUCCGGAGCACUGGAUGGCGCUGUAUCAGCCGGACGGCGGCGUACUGGCUCCCGAGAGGAUCGUACAGACCCCUCUCAUCCAUAUCGCGUUCUCGUCCACGUCAUUCACGUCCUCACUCUUUUCACCCCGCCGCCGUAAGGCCCACGUGAGUACGGCUCAACGGCUGGGGGCUGAGGUGCUGACGUGGCACUCGGUGGCGUCAUGGCGGGUGGAGGGCAGCGCCGAGGAUGCCCCGGUCACCUUCCAAGUGGAGCCCACAACCACAACCACAACCGCAGAGGCAGCGGCGGCCGCCACCGGCAGCAGUGGCGGCAGUAGCGGCGCGCACGGAAGCCGUACCGCCGGCGGCGGCGGCGGCGGCAAUAGCCUCAAGAGGUUUACGGCCGGCGCGGCGGUAUUCACUCCGGGUCCCUGGAUUGGUCAACUGGUUCCGGAGCUUCGUGAGCUUUGUGUUCCGGAGCGCCAAGUGGUGGGCUGGUUUGAAAUUGAAGCCGCCUCGCGGCACCAUUUUGCGCCGGACCGCUUUCCCGUCUUCGUUCUGGAGGAGUCCCCGGGAGGCGCGGCCUACUACGGCUUCCCCGAGCACGGCGACGUGCCAGGCUUUAAAGUCGGUCUGUAUCGCCACCUUCGGGAGGAGAUCCGGGAUCCAGCUGCCCUGGAUUCAGUUCGCCGUACAGCUGACGCGGCCGAUGAGGCGGCGCUCCGCGCCGGCGUGUCGUCGUACUUUCCGGCGGCGGCAUCUGGUCGGAUGCUCGCCGCCAGCACCUGCUUCUUCACCAACACACCGGAUGGACAUUUCCUGGUAGACCGACACCCCCGUCACCCGCAGGUCAUCCUGUGUUCCGCUUGCUCCGGCCACGGCUUCAAAAUGAGCUCGGGCAUCGGCCAGCUCAUCGCUCGGAUGGGAAAGCCAUGA
Volvox carteri f. nagariensis is the source of this 1239-nucleotide messenger RNA. RefSeq lists its product as uncharacterized. The transcript is spliced from 11 exons. The record is from RefSeq and is a predicted model, not a curated record. NCBI's taxonomy places the organism in Eukaryota, Viridiplantae, Chlorophyta, Chlorophyceae, Chlamydomonadales, Volvocaceae. Bases 1 to 1239 code for a protein of 412 amino acids. Gene Ontology annotation, molecular function: flavin adenine dinucleotide binding; sarcosine oxidase activity.